This is a messenger RNA of Xiphophorus hellerii (green swordtail), 875 nucleotides long. RefSeq names its product mitochondrial ribosomal protein S33 (gene mrps33). Gene Ontology annotation, cellular component: mitochondrion. The transcript is spliced from 3 exons. Bases 165 to 485 code for a protein of 106 amino acids. Lineage: Eukaryota; Metazoa; Chordata; Actinopteri; Cyprinodontiformes; Poeciliidae. The record is from RefSeq and is a predicted model, not a curated record.
GCCAACCGCCAGUAAAUCCAACAAGAAGACGAAGAAGAACAUCAAAGGAGGAAGUAUGAUUCGGUGGAGCUUGUUGUGAAGGUUGGAACAGUCAAAGUAAGCUAACAGAGUUAAGAUAAUGAGACCGUAGGGUUUUACCAGCCUCACCCGCCACAGGUUCAGUUAUGGCCGGUUUCUCCAGCUACGCGGUGCGCAUGGCAAGACUGAGCUCCAGAAUCUUUGGAGAGGUUGUCCGCCCCACAGACUCUAAAUCAAUGAAGGUGAUCCAGCUGUUCCAAGAACCUCCACUGGCCAAGAGGAAGGAGGUGUAUGAAUGGUAUCCUCAUCACAAGGUUUACUACGCCAUGACCCAGAAGCUCCGGUUCAUGGGACUGUUCAGAGAUGAGCAUGAGGACUUCAAAGAGGAGAUGCGCCGCCUGAGGAAACUUCGAGGAAAAGGAACCCCUAAGAAAGGAGAAGGAAAGAGGGCGAGCAAAAAAAAAUAAAGUGAAAUAAAGUAAAAUCUUUUUUACUCCUGCAGGAAGGAGACUUUUGUUCUUCAUGUAACGUUGAUCAACAUUGAUCAUUUUUUCAAAAUAAACAUUUUUAAUUGCUCACUCAUUUUAUUACAGACUUUGUUCUGUUAAACAGCUUCUAUGAUAAAUCCAAUGACAUAUUACAUGAAAAUUGCAAAGCCAUGUUUUAUGCAGACUGUUUUGACGAGAUGUAAAGAUUUCCACUUUUUGGGGGAAAAAAAUAUGCUUUUCUUCCAUGUGAAUUAAAUCAGAAUUAUUGUGCAAAUAAUUAAGCCUUUUUACUUUUUUUAUUAUGGCUUGUAACAAAACCCCAUAAUUCAGUGUUUCAGAAAAUUAUUUAAUAAAAUUACUAAAAAAAGA